CAGGAGCACUACACAGACCAUGCCGGGCUCUCUGGUGCUGCUGCUCUCCCUGUUGGUGCUGUCCACAGGAAGUGAUGCCAGGAGGAUCAGGAAAAGAGGACUCAACCAUAAGGACUAUGAGUAUCUCAACCACCCACAGUCCACACAGCACCAGAAGAAUGACCGGUGUCCACCACCACCCCAGAUGCUACCAGAGAGAGCCUGUGAGGUGCCAGGCUGCCGCUCAGACUCAGAGUGUGAGCGCCAUAAACGCUGCUGCUACAAUGGCUGCAUCUAUGCUUGUCUGGAGUCUGUUCAGCCACCACCAGUGCUGGACUGGCUGGUGCAGCCCAAGCCUCGGUGGUUGGGGGGUAACGGCUGGCUGUUAGACGGGCCUGAAGAGGUUCUGCAAGCUGAGGCCUGCAGUACGACCGAAGAUGGAGACGAGCCCCUCCACUGUCCUACAGGCUAUGAGUGCCACAUUAUCAAUCCCGGAAAUCCUGCCGCUGGCAUCCCUAACCGGGGACAGUGUAUCAAGCAACGUGGCAACUCUGAUGGACGUGGGCUGAGGCACAAAUACUUUAAGGACUACAAGGACUACUUAGGUACCAGCUCGAACAAUGCUGUAGGCUAUGAAAAACAUCAUCACAAGCACCUGGGAUGAAAUGAACGUGACCUCAGCCUCAGCUACGACCAUAACACAACCUCAGACAUCAGCCCAGUCCUGUUCGAUCUGCUCUCAUCACACCUGAAACCAGAGUCAGAUCUGACCUUUUUACUAGACCUACAGCUGCUACCUCCUCUUUGCAAAGCUCCUGUCUUCUUCUAGCCUCUCAUCAGUCACAAAGUCCUAUUGGGAGACGAGUCUACAGUACACAGCCAAAGAAAAAAUGUUGAGGUUUUUUGUCUCUUUGUCUGAUAUCUGUGAAAAGAUGGAGCAGUUGGGGUUCAUGGUGAAGUAGAGGAAGAGAGAGCAGGGCGCACACCAAAGCUUUUUUUUUUUUAAUCAAAUGUGUCUUUACAACCUUCUCCCUCCCUGUCAGUCUGCCUUAUUUUCAUACACAAACACAAAAGGCUGGCCAGCACAGAAAACCAAAACCAUGUGGCCUUGUAUCAUUCUGCCUCUCUCAUUCUCAGAAAGACACAGCUCACAUUUCCUGUCCUGAAAUCUGGAAAGUUUUAUACACAAAUAGGAAAAACUGCAGCUGUGAUGGUUGCAUCUUUGAACUGAAUCCAAAUGUGAUAUAAUAUUCUAACUAAUUACUCUAAUUCUAGUAAUAAAUGCCAUAUGAGUGUGUGGAUUGUGUCAGUUUUGGAAAAUUUGGAACCGAAGCAGGUUAAUUUCAGCCAAGAGAUAUAUAAGCUGAUAUAUAACAUCACUGCUAUGAGAAGUAAGUAAAAUGAGAUAACAUAGUUGAUUUGGUGAGUAAUUUAAAGGGAUACUCCACUUGUGAAGGAGGAAACUUUGAACAACUUUCAACAAACACUUUUAAAUAAGCGUACA
Molecule: messenger RNA, 1483 nt
Organism: Scomber japonicus (chub mackerel)
Lineage: Eukaryota; Metazoa; Chordata; Actinopteri; Scombriformes; Scombridae
Gene: wfdc1
Product: WAP four-disulfide core domain 1
Exons: 7
Coding region: 20-643 (207 amino acids)
Biological process (GO): regulation of cell growth
Cellular component (GO): extracellular region
Molecular function (GO): peptidase inhibitor activity
Source: RefSeq, a predicted model, not a curated record